This is a messenger RNA of Spea bombifrons (plains spadefoot toad), 1023 nucleotides long. It is a transcript of the gene MYL1, whose product is annotated as myosin light chain 1. Bases 145 to 720 code for a protein of 191 amino acids. The transcript has 7 exons. Gene Ontology annotation, cellular component: myosin II complex; contractile muscle fiber. Gene Ontology annotation, molecular function: calcium ion binding. The record is from RefSeq and is a predicted model, not a curated record. NCBI's taxonomy places the organism in Eukaryota, Metazoa, Chordata, Amphibia, Anura, Pelobatidae.
AAAAACUCACCGGGUUCCACACUUCCAAGCUCUGGGCUGAGGAUCAUCUAGAUCUCAACUCCUUCCUCAACACUCAGUGACAAAGGCUUGUUUCUUUUGGAUCCUUCUUUUUUACUUCAUCCCUUGUAAAACUAAAUCAGAACAAUGGCACCCAAGAAGGAAGUGAAGAAACCUGCUGCCCCGGCACCCGCCGCUGCACCUGCCCCUGCCCCUGCCCCAGAACCAGUAAAACCCAAAGAACCAGCAUUUGAUCUGUCCAGCGUCAAGAUCGAGUUCAGCAAAGAUCAGCAGGAUGACUUCAAAGAAGCUUUCCUGCUCUUCGACAGGACUGGUGACAGCAAGAUCUCCCUAGGUCAGGUCGCUGAUAUCAUGAGGGCUCUUGGACAGAACCCCACAAAUGCUGAGGUCAAGAAGGUUUUGGGAAACCCCACUCCAGAGGAGAUGAAUGCCAAGAAGAUUGAGUUUGAGCAGUUCCUGCCCAUGCUCCAGGCCAUCGCCAACAACAAAGACCAGGGCAGCUAUGAGGACUUUGUUGAGGGUCUCCGUGUCUUUGACAAGGAAGGCAACGGCACUGUUAUGGGCGCUGAGCUUCGCCACGUACUGGCCACACUGGGUGAGAAGAUGAGGGAGGAGGAAGUAGAAGCCCUUCUGGCAGGACAGGAAGAUUCCAAUGGCUGCAUCAACUACGAAGCCUUCGUGAAGCACAUCAUGUCCGUCUAAACAAACCAACCAAGCAAUGUCUACUAGAUGUCUCGGAAGAUCCAGAGGCAUCAAAGCCAUACAAAAGACCAGCAACUGGUUAUUACAGUUUUUUCUGGAAAUGUACUGUACAAUACAUUUUUUUUUAUUUUGAAACAUCUGGAUUUUGACAUUUCCUUCCAUGAACCAUGCGGUUAUAUAAAGAAAGAUCAUACAGGACAUAUGACCCCAGCAAAGCUGGGGGGGAGAUCCAACCAAGCAAAUCUAUGUAACUUGCAUUGGAGCAUUGUAACAAGACAUCACAAUAAAACAUCCUUUUGCUUA